Dipodomys ordii (Ord's kangaroo rat) is the source of this 495-nucleotide messenger RNA. It is a transcript of the gene Ucn3, whose product is annotated as urocortin 3. The transcript has a single exon. Gene Ontology annotation, cellular component: extracellular region. The record is from RefSeq and is a predicted model, not a curated record. Bases 1 to 495 code for a protein of 164 amino acids. Gene Ontology annotation, molecular function: hormone activity; corticotropin-releasing hormone receptor 2 binding. Lineage: Eukaryota; Metazoa; Chordata; Mammalia; Rodentia; Heteromyidae. Gene Ontology annotation, biological process: adenylate cyclase-activating G protein-coupled receptor signaling pathway; digestion; hormone-mediated signaling pathway.
AUGCUGAUGCCAGCUUACUUCCUGCUCUUCCUACUGCUACUCCUGGGAGGGCCCAGGACAGGCCUCUCCCACAAGUUCUACAAAGCUGGGCCGGUCUUCAGCUGCCUCAACACAGCCUUGUCUGAGAUCAAGAAGAAUCAACUGGAGGAUGAGAGCCUGCUGAGCAAGAGGGCCUUCUACCCCCUGCCCAGUCAAGAUCCAUCUUCAGGAGAGAAGGAGGAGGAAAGGCAAGACAGGGCCAAAAGGACUUUCCUUGGCUCUGGGAGUGGGGGCGGAGCUGGAAAUGCCAGGUACAAGUACACAGCCCAGGCACAGCACAAAGGGAAGCUGUCCCAGGACAAGGCCAAAAGCGACCGUCGCACCAAGUUCACCCUGUCCCUCGACGUACCCACUAACAUCAUGAACAUCCUCUUUGACAUUGCCAAGGCCAAGAACUUGAGGGCUAAGGCUGCUGCCAAUGCCCACCUGAUGGCUCAGAUUGGGAGGAAGAAGUAG